AUGAAGACUUUAGAUGGCAACAACUACUCACUGCACGUAGCAAUUUUGGCUUCCAUACUUUGUCUUGUCAUUUACUGGCUCAUCAGAGACAGUCAAAGAGUGAGAAACCUGAGUGGAAAGCAUGUCUUCAUAACAAGCUGUGACACUGGACUUGGAAAGUCACUGGCUAAAUGGCUUGACAAAAGGGGAUUUUGUGUCAUUGCUGCAUGUGCCACAGAAAAAGGAAGAAUAGAGCUACAGUCCUGCUCCUCACUCUCACUGAAGACAGUGAACCUGAACUUAGCUGACUCCAACAGCAUUGCCAGGGCUGUGGUGUUUGUGACCGAAGAGACAGCUGGCAAGGGGCUUUUUGGCUUGGUGAGCAACACUGAAGAAACAGCACCUAUAGCACCCACUGACUGGCUGAGGAUUGAAGACUUCCACUCAGUGCUGGAUGUUAGUCUGCUGGGAUUGAUUGAAAUCACACUCAAGCUUCUGCCACUUCUGAAAAAAGCUAAGGGAAGAGUAGUCAAUCUAAUUAACACCAAAGGCCUCACGGCUUUUGUAGGGGGUGGCUACACACUGUCCAAAUGGGGCAUGGAAGCUUUCUCUGACACUUUACGGAUAGAGAUGCAGCAUUUUGGAGUGAAAGUAAGCAUUGUUGAGCAUGGUUUCUUUAAGGCAGGAGUAGUUAAUUCAGAUGUCAUCGAGAAAUACCUCUUAAGACUUUGGAACAGACUGACUCCUGAGAUCAGGGACUCCUACGGAGAAAAAUACUUUGUUGAAUAUAUAAAAGCUCAAAGAUCAUCAGUGAAAAGACGGUGUGACUCUGAUAUUUCUAAGGUCAUAAAAUGCAUGGAACAUGCCCUGAUAGCAAAGUACCCAGGGACACGAUACGGAGCUGGAUGGGAUGCAAAGUUCUUUUGGCUAUUUCUCUCCUAUGCCCCAAGCUGUUUAUCUGACAUGCUGCUGCGUAUGAUGUUUCCAGCUCCAGCAGCUAGUGGAAGAUCAGUUCCUGGAGUUCUAAUUAACAUUUAG
Molecule: messenger RNA, 1017 nt
Organism: Haliaeetus leucocephalus (bald eagle)
Lineage: Eukaryota; Metazoa; Chordata; Aves; Accipitriformes; Accipitridae
Product: retinol dehydrogenase 3-like
Exons: 5
Coding region: 1-1017 (338 amino acids)
Source: RefSeq, a predicted model, not a curated record